Lates calcarifer (barramundi perch) is the source of this 4970-nucleotide messenger RNA. It is a transcript of the gene sik1, whose product is annotated as salt-inducible kinase 1. The transcript is spliced from 14 exons. Gene Ontology annotation, biological process: intracellular signal transduction; protein phosphorylation; microtubule cytoskeleton organization. NCBI's taxonomy places the organism in Eukaryota, Metazoa, Chordata, Actinopteri, Centropomidae. The record is from RefSeq and is a predicted model, not a curated record. Gene Ontology annotation, cellular component: cytoplasm. The coding region runs from base 334 to 2748 and encodes 804 amino acids. Gene Ontology annotation, molecular function: ATP binding; tau-protein kinase activity; protein serine/threonine kinase activity.
GAGGGAAGAGGGGGAGGAGGAGUUCCCCUUGCGAGCGCUGAAGCCCUCUGCUCUGCAUUCCGGCGGAGCGCACAGGCACACAUCGGCCGCAGCCCAGUCCCGGGCCGAAAGACUUGUUGUCAGAAAGUAACGACGGGAGGAAAAAGUUACUCCGCGCGUAUUUUCCACAGUUUUUCCUCUUUGUUGUGUUGUUGAUACUUCGCUCCGGUUGUGGAAUGGUUUACAUUUCUUCGGAGAGCUGUCUUAACAGUGAGCGAAGGUGGUUUAUGUCCGCUUUUUAAGGUAGGAGCCUUAAUUUAUCCCAGCACUGUAUCUCCACACUAUUGGUGCACCAUGGUGAUCAUGACAGAGAACAGCCGGGGGGCUCAGUCCAGUCCUGCCCAGGGAAGACCACUGCAGGUUGGCUUCUACGAGAUCAUCCGCACCCUGGGGAAGGGCAACUUUGCAGUGGUGAAACUGGCCAAGCAUAAAGUCACCAAAACGCAGGUGGCCAUUAAGAUCAUUGAUAAGACCAGGUUGAAUCCCUCUAACCUGGAGAAAAUUUACAGAGAAGUGCAGAUUAUGAAGCUGCUCAACCACCCCCAUAUCAUCAAACUGUACCAGGUCAUGGAGACCAAAGACAUGCUGUAUAUCGUGACAGAGUAUGCAAAGAACGGAGAGAUGUUUGACCACCUGACCUCAAAUGGCCGUAUGAGUGAAGAUGAGGCACGAAAGAAGUUCUGGCAGAUCCUUACAGCAGUGGACUACUGCCAUCGACACCACAUCGUUCAUCGUGACCUAAAAACCGAGAACCUGUUGCUGGAUGCCAACAUGAAUAUCAAACUGGCUGAUUUUGGAUUUGGAAACUUCUACAAUGCAGGGGAGCCUCUGUCGACAUGGUGUGGCAGUCCACCUUAUGCUGCACCUGAAGUGUUUGAAGGGAAAGAGUAUGAGGGGCCUCAGCUGGACAUUUGGAGCCUUGGUGUGGUACUUUAUGUUCUUGUCUGCGGCUCUCUUCCGUUUGAUGGACCCAGCCUUCCUGCACUCAGACAGAGAGUCACAGAGGGACGAUUCAGAAUCCCUUUCUUCAUGUCCCAAGACUGUGAAAACCUGAUCCGUAAGAUGCUGGUGGUGGACCCGGCCAAGAGGAUCAGCGUGGCCCAGAUCAAGCAGCACCGCUGGAUGCUGGCAGACCCAACGGCCGCCCACCAGACCCUCAGCCAUUCCCUCACAGAGUACAACUCAAACCUGGGUGACUACAGCGAACCAGUGCUGGGCAUCAUGAACACCCUGGGCAUCGACCGCCAGAAGACUAUCGAGUCCUUGCAGAGCAGCAGCUACAAUCAUUUCUCUGCUAUCUACUAUCUACUGCUGGAGAGAGUGAGAGAACACCGUACCCAGCAGCUGAGCCGCCAGUGUGGAACCUGGAGUCAGAGACCCAGGAGCACCUCAGACUCCACUGGCCCAGAGGUGAUAAUGGAGUCCACUGACAGCUUUAGGACGACAGCAUUUUCAAUUCCAGCCCAAAAUCCUCCUCCUGUGUACUCAGAGAUGGAGUGUGAUCAAGGUGGAUUGUUCCAGCGUGUGGUGUUUCCAGUGGAGGCCAGCCUGAACAGAUUGCUCUGGAAUCGCUCCAUUUCACCCAACAGCCUGCUUGAGACAAGCAUCAGUGAAGAGGUGCGACCCAGAGACCUGGAGGAGGAGGAGGCAACGCAAACUCUCGGGCCCCUGCUCCCUCCCACCACCACUUCCCGCAGACACACUCUGGCUGAGGUGUCCGCCCGUUUCCACCAGUGCAACCCUCCAUGUAUUGUGGUCAGUCCUUCUGAUGGUGCCUCCUCUGACAGCUGUCUGAAGUCCUCAUCCAGUCCCACACCUACUCUGCAGGCUGCAGUGGGUGAGAUGUCAACGCUUGUGGCUUCUGGGGCUGAAGGUGGAGCACUGCUGCCUGCCAGAGCUCCUCUGGCCCUCUCGUCCCACCUACUUCCCCAGGCUCAGGGCAGCCUGCCCCCUGCCAGCUUCCAAGAGGGUCGCAGAGCAUCUGACACCUCCCUUACACAAGGCCUCAAAGCUUUCCGCCAGCAGCUGAGGAAAAACACACGCACUAAAGGGCUUCUGGGAUUAAAUAAGAUCAAAGGUCUGACGAGGCAGGUCGUCCCUCCACCCUCCUGUAACCGCGGCAGCCGAGGGUCACUGGGUCCAGCCCUCUCUGAGCACCGCAGCAUGCUGGAGGAGGUGCUGCACCAGCAAAGGAUGCUGCAGAUCCAGCACCAGCCUCAGCCUCAGGUCCAAGCAGCUCAGACAGGACCUACCCAGAAUCCCCUGCUCUUUCUGGCCCAACAGCAGUCACCCUCUCCUCCACCUGCUCCCGUGUUUGCUUCGCCCUCCAUGUUUGACACCCCCACCCCCUCCGCCCUGCCUCCUCAGCAAGCUUCAGUGGCUCUGCAGCACAGCCCCUGGCAACAACCCCUCAAGACCUCCUCCUCUGGCUGCUCCUCAUCCUCCUCAUCCUGCUACUCCUCUUCGCUGUCCCCUGUGGCCUCUGCUGCUUAUCUUCUCGAGGCUCGCCUGCACAUCAGCCAGCAACCCCACCCUCACUCCCACUCCAGCCCCCGUCAGCAGCCUCACUCUGCAACACAAGGCACCUUCCCCGUCCUGUCCAAACCAGUGGUGUGGGGCUUGGGAGCAGCCUCCAGCACAGAUCCUGACAUGCAGGAGUUGGGUCUGGCUGGGCAGCAGCAGCUCAGUAGCUGUGUGAUGGUGAAGUAAAACAUCAGCCAUGUUUCAGACCAACGAUUGCUCUCUCUGUGGAAGAUACUCGAAGUAAAAAUUACUUAAUUUUGAGCCCAGAAGAAGAGAGAGCAGAAAUGAGGUGACAGAACAAAAAGGAGAUGCAAGCGACAAACUUAGACUUUAUUCAACAACAUGGGGUACACGUGUUGUAUACACACGUGUGUAUGCUUUUGAUAUCAUAUAAGCUAAAGACUAAGCAAUAACCAAACUCUGGAUGAGGUGUUAAAUCCGUGUUAGACAGCCAGAGAAGCAAUAAUAGACUGAAAAACUCUCAUCCAGCUCCCUGAUGGACGCACUUGAAUGAAAUGAGAGCUGACGUUAGCUGAUACACUUAUGUCUCACAUGUUUUGAUGCUGUCUGACUUAAUUUCUUGAUCUUCUGAAAACAGAAAGGCUUCAUCUUCCUCAUUCUUUUUUUUUACCUGCUUUUUGUGUCAUUUCCUUUUCUUGAUGUUUUUCACUUGACUGGACAGACCAAAAUUAGGUUUUUUGUUUUUAAUUUUUCCCACUUUGUUCGCCUUUCUAAAGAGACAUUUCUCUGUAGCAGUGCAAUGAACAUGCAGUAUAGUGCCCUAAGCUUACAAACAUUCACCGAAGGAGUCAAUUUUGGUUUGUAUUGAAACUGUGAUAUUAUUUUUAUAGCUACGCAAAAUGCUGCUUAUACCUCAAGCUGCAAAAAGACUGCUACAUCCUCAUCAGCCAAAACUCAGUGUCUCGCUGAUUGAGUAAAGCACAACAGGUACAUCAGUCAGCUUGGUAGCACCUUACAUAUGUGGGUACAAUGAUCCAUAUUCCCUUCAUUUGAUAAGCACCGUCUUGUUAGAUGCUUUUACUACCUCCUCAGGCACGAAAUUGAAAACAAAAACCUGUAAAAAUCUUCUAAAAACAUGUCAACCCCAGAAUAUCAGAGGAAUGACACUUUUCAUAUGGACAGAACAAAGACUGUGGGAACAGUGCAAUAUUUCACAUUGAAAUACAAUGGUGGUCAAAAUGUACAAGCAUGUUUGCCUGAGGCUAUUUUGUUUUUACUUUUGUCUGUUUGAUCUUGCUGUGCUAGCUAGCUGAGUAGAAAGGGUACUAGUUAGGUAACAUAAUAAUAUGAUACUGUAGAAACUGAGAGGAAAGACUGAAGGCAUUUCAAAAUGCUGUUUCUGCACACAGCAUUCUUGUAGUUCUUUAACUGAAUGGAAAAAAAUGGAUUUUACCAAAGAGUGAACAGCACAGGAGAUGGGUGAUCUAUCACAGAUACACUACUGACUUUUCACUUUGAAUGCUGUCUCAAAAUGUAGCAUGGUGGUCAGCUAUCAUUCUCACACAAUCUCCUUAACUCUAGCUGUUACUAUCAGGAGGACCAUGGUGGUAUUCAUUUUUGUACUUUUCUAGAAAGAAGAAGAAAAAAAAUCUGAAGAUAGCAAUACCAUGUUGUGCUGGAAGUUGAACUUUCGUCAGUUGUCCAUAAGUGGCUAGAAAUAGGUAGAAAUGACCUGCAACAAGCUGAUUUAUUUGUGCAGAUGAUAUAUUAGAAAGCCACAAGAGAUGUGUAACAUUGUAAGUUUAGUUAUUUCUCUCAUAUCUGUGAAACAUCUUGUAGAGGAGCAGUGUUUUUCCAAACCUAGUUCUACUUUGGAAACAUGCAGUAUUCCUAUAUUUACCCAACAAUUUUUAGUUGAUUGCACUCAUUACCAAUACUCGUGCCUUUCUCUGAACAAACCCAUGAUCAGAUGUAAACAGGUGUCUGUCUCUGAUCACUACACUGAAGAAAUUAAAAUGGAUGGCUCCAUUAUUGGCCAUUCACUCAGAAGCCCCUUUUUAUAUCUUCUUUGACCUUUGAGCUUGCUGUAUUAACAGAAGCAAGAAUUGCACUUUAUUCAUAUUUCUUAUUGCAGAUUUUUGUUUCUCAUGAUAAAAAAAAACUUCACAAAACUAUUGAAACACUAAGAGUCUUGAUGCAAAUCUGUAAGAUGACCCUUUUUUACAAACUUUGGAUAAGAAGAAGUAUUUCAUGUUUUUUUCUUUGUUAUUCUUUGUUAUUUGUUACUGACUGUGUGAGCAUGUGCAUGUCUGUGUGUGACUGUGUGUGUGAAUGUGUGAGUGUGUGGAGGGGAAGAACAGAAAGAGAAGGAAAGGAGAGAGAAUGCUAGUUCAAGAAAGAUUGUUUAUUUAUGUGGCUAUUUAUUUAAAUAAAGUUCACUUCCUAAA